This is a messenger RNA of Rhododendron vialii, 2239 nucleotides long. RefSeq lists its product as uncharacterized. The transcript has 5 exons. NCBI's taxonomy places the organism in Eukaryota, Viridiplantae, Streptophyta, Magnoliopsida, Ericales, Ericaceae. The coding region runs from base 644 to 1711 and encodes 355 amino acids. Gene Ontology annotation, biological process: response to abscisic acid. The record is from RefSeq and is a predicted model, not a curated record.
GACGUUGAAAAGUGUCUUUUCUUUGGUAAUAUGUCGACUAGUUCAUGAAUAUGUUACAGUUUAGCCUGUUUGGAUACUUGUCUUGCCAGCACAACUAGUUGUAAGAUCGAAUAUUGCACCUCAAAAAUCAAUCUUGACCAUAAAUGUGAAGUUUUCUGAUGGAGCAUAACAGGCCAUAUCUUUUAGGUUUGGGAAGUCAUUGAUUUCACCGUGUAGGAUGCUUCGUUUUUCUAUAAACGGAUACCAAAAUGUGUGGAAAAUUGUGUUUGGAAGGAUUUGCUGAGGGAAAGAGAAGGCAAUGGAGAAGAGAAAAAAAAAAUACUCACUAGUCCCUUUUCCUUUUCUUCUCUCUCCCCAAACCCCGCUAUAACUCCAGUAUCCAAAAAUAGCCACAGGUUGAUCCAAGCAUAGGUUUCUUCUGUUAUUUUUUCCUUCCUGUUUUCUCUUGUGUAGAAUGAUAAAGUUUAGCCUAAGAAAUCUCCUUUUCGUGACAAUUUAGCAGCACAGACUGAAAGCACAUCUAUGCCAAAGCAGAAGGCUAUGGAAGUGGAAGACAGUUUCUGCAAGGCCCAGUCAAAACUGCUAUAUUUAGAUUGGAAACAUUCGGCAGGAACUCAAAACUUGUUGCAGUAGAUUCGCGGCAAUGGCUCAACCAAAUGGCUUGCGAAAGAUCAACACUGCUGGGACACCUGCAACUCCGAGGGGUCGUGCCUCCCCAACUUUUGAACAGCUUCUCCAUGGUGAUGCCUCGAGCUGGGCAUCAAGUCCAACAACUACAGUUGGGAAGGACCACGAGCAUGGAGAACAUGAUGACCACCAUAACAAGAAAUCGGUUCUCGCAAAAGUGAAGGAGACAGCUAAGAAGAUGAAGAAUAGUCUCAGCAAGAAGAAGCAUGGGCAUGAGGAUACCGGUUCACCCUCAGUGGGAGUUACCUUGGAGGAGGAGGAGGAGGAUGAACAUGAGGAAGAUUCAGAAUAUCUCGGAGCCCCAAUGUAUGAAUCAGAGAUGGCACCGGAGCCCUACAAAGAGACAGCACGGCAGCACCCCAGAGCAAUCCCCGUGGUUUCUGAGAAUCGUGUUUUGCUAAGCAGUGUAAAAAACGAAGCUGAACAAGAAAAGGAAAGGCCUAACAAAACAAUAACCGAAACUGUCUCCGACAAGCUUGGACCAGCAUAUGCUGCUGUAUCGGACGCAACUCAUGCAAUUGCUUCAAAAAUCGCAGGCCUGACUGUUGCAACAGACACUGGGGAUGAUUCUGCUGCUGUUAAUGGAAUGAUAAAACUGGGAAAAGGUUCCGAAAUGUGGGAUAAAGGUGUUUCGGUGAAGGAGUACUUGAUGAACAAGUUUGAGCCCGGGGAAGAUGAGAGAGCACUUUCUCAGGCAAUAACGGAGGCAAUUAGUCCAAGGAGAGUUACUGGAGAUGUGGGUGUGGUGGAGAAGGUGAAAGGAGCCGUGAAUUCGUUGCUUCACAGUGAUGAUUCUUCCUCUUCCCAAUCAGCAACCAGAGCUACACCUUUAUCACCGCCUGUUCCUGUCUCUACUAAUCUGCAACAGAAGAAAGAGGCUCCAACUUCGUUGCUUCGAAACGAUGAGUCCUCCUUCCUUUCAGCAACCAGAGCUGCAAAUUUGUCACCUCCCAUCCCUGUUUCUACCAAUCCCCACCAAGCUACUGAGGAAGAAAACCAUGGAAGAAUACUCCAAGCGAACUAAAGGUGGAAGCAGGAAGCCGUGGAAGAAUACUCCAAGUGCAGAAUUUUUGAGAGUUCAAAUAAAGAAACAGGUCUGUGGAUUUGGUGUAGUUAGUUAAUUUCAUGAAACAACUAAUAAAUUCAACCCAGUGAUCUGCAAUUACUACUUGUAAUCCAAAUUACUCUUGUGAGUUUUCCUUAUCUUUUAGGAUGUAAAUUGAGUGUGGUUAUCUGCAAAUGAAGACUGGUAGAAACCGCGCAAUGUCUAGGUGUGUCUACCAAGUUAUCCCCAAGUGCAUGCGUUGCUCAGAAUAUCAGAAUCCUGUUGGAAUUUCAUGAACUCAUACGACUCGUUUUGUCUGGCAAUACCUUUCUUUAAAGGUCAAACUUCAUUCAGGGCAGCCGAUUAUUUCUACUCUACAGUUUCUGGUUUGCCUUCGGCAGUCAAGUAUGUAGAAACCUGUUUCAACUUCGAAGGAAAGCUGGUCUCCAGAUUAGUUAGUCCAGUGGGAUGGAUACGCAGAAGAGAGGUGACAAUUUGGGUCUAGUA